AUGACUGACUUUGAAAAAGCCAUAAUCAACGCAUGUGAAGAAGUGUAUCCAAAUACUCCUCUUAGUUGUUGUUUUUUUCAUUUCGGCCAAUCAAUUUAUCGACAAAUUCAGUCUGCUGGUCUUCAAGCCGCAUACAAUGAUCCCGACGAUCGUUCAUUGAAAGUUUACACUCAUAUGAUGCUAGCGUUGGCAUUCGUACCUUUGGCUGAAGUUCCUCGCAUUUUCUCGCUCUUGGAAAAUGAUGCGCCUGAAGAUCUAUUACCAAUUUUUGAAUAUUUUGAAAAAAAUGAUGUUCUUGGUGUAAUAGCUCGAGGAAGAAAACGAGGGUAUCUUCCACGGUAUCCACCAGAAAUUUGGAAUCAACACCAAGCAGCUCUGACUGGUUCACAUAAAACAAACAAUGUAAGUGAGGGGUGGCACAAUCGCUUCCAGCUUGUUAUUGGAAAACAUCAUCCCGACCUUUAUUCUGCUCUCAGUGAUUUCCAAAAAGUACAAGCCGAUGUAGAGAUAAUGAUCUCGGAACUGAGUCUAGGACGAAAAGUUAGAUCUCAGCCAAAAAGAAAAUGUCGGGAUUUUCAAACACGAAUUAUGUCCAUUACUGCUGAUUUUAAUACAUACCAGGACCUACAACUUUUGAGGACGAUUGCGCAUAAUAUUGUUUUGUAA
Molecule: messenger RNA, 666 nt
Organism: Macrosiphum euphorbiae (potato aphid)
Lineage: Eukaryota; Metazoa; Arthropoda; Insecta; Hemiptera; Aphididae
Source: the annotation of a GenBank genome assembly